Molecule: messenger RNA, 564 nt
Organism: Striga asiatica
Lineage: Eukaryota; Viridiplantae; Streptophyta; Magnoliopsida; Lamiales; Orobanchaceae
Source: the annotation of a GenBank genome assembly
AUGAGCUAUGAAAAUGGCUCGAUGACCGAGCAGGAGGAGGGCUCGAGCAAAGGGAAGGAGGCUAGGACGGAGAUAGUUCCGCAGGAUGAGCUUAUAGAGAUUUCUCUGGUGGAAGGAGAGCCGGAGAAGGUGACUAAGAUCCCGAGGGCCGAGAAUGGAAGAGCUGAUUUAUUGUCUAAGGUCGGAGCCUCGCUAGUGGAUUGCAGAUCUCGUUCAGUAACACUAAUGCAAAUGGGGUCUAGUAUUUUGGAGGGGGUUAUGGAGUUAGAAGAAAAGGAAGAUUGGAGGAGUCCUAUUUUAGGUUGGUUGGCACAAGCGGACUUGGGGCAGCAAGAUGUGCGGGGUGAUAAGUUAGGUCGGAGGGCUCUGAGGUUCUUUGUUCAGGAGGUGCCCAAAGAAAAAGAGGAAGGAAAGAAAAGCAUACCCAUGGUAAAUAAAGAGCUCGCUGGAGAAGGAGCACAAAACGCCGAGGCUCGAAGCGAAUCGUCGGAAAAGAGACGCAAAACGCCGAGGGUUGAAGCAAAUCGCCGGAGAUGUAGGGAUGGGCUUUUUGCUGAAACCUAG